Molecule: messenger RNA, 2314 nt
Organism: Exophiala dermatitidis NIH/UT8656
Lineage: Eukaryota; Fungi; Ascomycota; Eurotiomycetes; Chaetothyriales; Herpotrichiellaceae
Exons: 1
Coding region: 97-2121 (674 amino acids)
Biological process (GO): maturation of LSU-rRNA from tricistronic rRNA transcript (SSU-rRNA, 5.8S rRNA, LSU-rRNA); ribosome biogenesis
Cellular component (GO): PeBoW complex; nucleolus
Molecular function (GO): RNA binding
Source: RefSeq, a predicted model, not a curated record
UUUUUCCUACCGCCGCAUUCGCUUUUUUGUAUGGCCUUGUAGAACUUUCAUAGUUCAAGUUGUGCUUGUCCAGGAUCCUCUUCUGAAGCAUUAAUCAUGGCCAAACAGAAGAAGAAGGGUCAAGCCGGCCAGGCGAAGAACUAUAUCACCCGGACACAAGCCGUGCGCAAACUGCAAAUCUCCCUCCCAGACUUUCGUCGGCUAUGCAUCUUCAAGGGCAUCUAUCCGCGUGAGCCACGGAAUAUCAAGAAGGCCAACAAGUCUGCUACGCAUUCCACUACAUUCUACUACACGAAAGACAUCCAAUAUCUACUACAUGAACCGCUUCUGCAAAAAUUCCGAGAACAGAAGGCCCUCUCGAAAAAGAUCGCAAGAUCUCUCGGUCGCAAUGAAGUCCAAGAUGCGGUCAGGCUCGAGAAACAGGCCAUGCCAAAGGUCAAACUCGAUCAUAUAGUGCGUGAAAGAUAUCCAACUUUCGUCGAUGCUCUGAGAGAUCUCGAUGAUGCGCUCUCACUCUUGUUUCUUUUCGCAAACCUGCCAUCAACCUCCGCCGUCCCUGCCAAGGUCAUUGCUCGCUGCCAGCGCUUGACCCACGAAUUCGAACACUACCUCAUUUCCACCCACUCUCUCCGGAAAUCCUUCUUGUCCAUAAAAGGUAUAUAUUACCAGGCAACAAUUCAAGGGCAAGAUAUUAUGUGGUUGGUGCCAUACAAGUUUGUGCAAAGAAUAACACAAGAUGUGGACUACCGAAUUAUGGGCACGUUCGUGGAGUUCUAUUGCACACUUUUGGGUUUUGUCAAUUACAAGCUGUACACAUCCAUCGGGUUGGUGUACCCGCCCAAGUUUGAUGUUGCGAGUGACGAACGGGGAGCCGAACUGGCAGCCUUCACGCUCCAGGGCCAUCAAGUAGCGGGUGCAAUUGCACCGAAAGAGGAGGAACAGAAAACCCUGACCAAUGGCCAUGGACCAGCCCAAAAUCCGGAAGAGAUUCAAGCCCAGAUCGCCAAAAUUGCCGAGCAGGAUGUUGUGGAGGACGAUACAAAUCAGGAUGAAGCUCCUGAGGAGCCGGCUGAUGACGGAACCAUCGACACUUUCAAACCAGCCGCACCUGAAGGCGAUAUCCUGCCCCAACCUGACGUGUCUGGGGAUGAAGCUGCGAGUCUCUUUUCGAACUUCACUUUCUUCAUCUCUCGCGAAGCCCCCCGUCAUCCAAUCGAGUUUCUACUACGAGCAUUUGGAUGUAAACGAAUCGGAUGGGAUACGGUCCUCGGAGAUGGUGCGUUCACUCAUGAUGAGACGGACCCCAGGAUAACGCAUCAGAUUGUGGACCGACCUGCAUUGGCCCAGCCAUUACCUGCUUUGCAAGGUCAAACUGAUAACAAGGAUCAGACUCUCCAGGCUGUCAAGCCUGGCUUCAUAAUCCCAGGUCGGACUUACGUCCAGCCACAGUGGAUCUGGGAUUGCAUCAACGAGGGCAAGUUGCUAAGGACGGACCUGUAUGCGCCCGGAGCGACUCUGCCACCACAUCUCAGUCCAUGGGUCAGACCUACCAGCGGACAGUACGAUCCUAGGGCGACUUUGGAGGAGCAGGAACCUGAAGGCGAAGCCGAUCAAGAUGUUGCCGAAGAAGAAGAAGAAGUAGAAGAAGGGUCUGACGAUGAAGAAGAUGAGUCUGACCAAGAGGAGGACGAGUCAGAAGAUGAAGAUGAGGAAGUCGAUGCCGGUGAUAUGGAUGUUGCAGGCUCAGAAGAAGAAUCAGAAGAGGAAGAUCAAGAAGUUGACGGCUUUGCUGGCUUUGGCGAUGACGAUGCAGCAUCAGAUGCAUCAUCUGAGCUGGACGAGGAAGCCCAACACCAAAAGGAGCUUGAAGCUGAAGCCCUGGGUAAACCCGUCCCUGUUGCCAAAUCCAAAGAGGAUGCUCAAAAGGCCAAGGCCCGCAAGGCUCGGGAGACGGCCCAGUCUAAGAAGGAGGAAGAGAUUGAACGGCAAAAGAUGAUGAUGAGCAACAAGAAGAGAAAGCUGUUCGAGAAAAUGCAGUACUCCAACAACAAGCGUGAUGUUGAGGCGGAGAAACUACGUGCGAAGCGAAGAAAGCUCGAGCGGGCAAAGGGCAAGGCCUAAGGAUCUCUGGACCGCCAGCCUGUCAGUUCUUAGCAAGGCGUUGUGGGGACGUGGGAAAUGGUAUGGAAAAGUUCAGGAUGCCAGAUAUGAGAAUCAGGGACUGGAGUGACCACGUAUCUCGGUGGAUAUCAAAUUCCAGGCUUGUCAACGACAUUUUCGAUGUAGGUAAAAUUUACUUCCUGUAUACUGCCAG